AUGGGCUGUACUACAAGUAUUGAAGCCAAUGAUGGAGAAUACCACGAAAUGAUGCAGAAUAGCCAAGUGGAGAAAAUAUUGAAAGCCAGCAAACAACAGAAAAAAAACCAAGUCAAACUUCUUUUACUUGGAGCAGGAGAAAGUGGAAAGUCUACGGUUUUGAAGCAGUUACGUUUACUUCAUAAAGGAGGAUUUACCGAACAGGAAAGAAUCCAGUAUAAAAAUAUUACAUGGGCAGAUACUAUUGGAUCUAUGCAAACACUGAUCAUUCAAGCCAGAAAGCUUGGUAUUAAGUUGGAUUGUGAUAAACCUUCUUCAUAUUUGUAUAGUGAUAAGCAGAAGAUCCUUGGCUAUAAGCCUUUAGAAGGAGUUAAUACUUCAGCUGCAGGAGGAGCUGCUUUUCUAAAGGACUUUGUGCUCAAGUACAGUGAAAGUAGUGCACAUACAAGAAAGUUUAAAAGUACGGGAAAGGCCAAUGCUGGUUGGAAUGAAGAAAUGGAUGGUGUAGAUGGAGAAUUGUUUGAUGGUAGCAGCAAUGCCACUAGUAAUACUGGAGAAAGUCGGGGUACAGCGGAUGAAGAUCUAGAUAGUGAUUCACUGUUAAAGGAUUAUCUUCAAGAGGUGAAUGGAUCAGUGCAUAAGAAUAAAAGUCAUAAGAAGCACUACACCAAGCUAGAAAUAGCAGAAGCGAUCGGGAAGCUUUGGCAAGGAGAUGAAGGUAUUAAGAAAUGCUUCUCCAAAUCGAACCUAUUCCAAAUCGAGGGAUCGGCUCCAUACUUUUUUCCAAAAGCAGGAGAUUAUGCAUCCAGUGAAUACACCUGUACAGAUGAGGAUAUAUUGAAAGGUCGAAUUAAAACUACAGGUAUCACAGAGACAAACUUUAAUAUCGAUGGUAUAAAAUUCAAAAUCUUGGAUGCUGGUGGUCAGAGAUCGGAAAGAAAAAAGUGGAUGCACUGUUUCCAAGACAUUACAUGUACCUGCUUUGUCUUGGCAGUUUCCGAAUACGACCAGGUUCUUUUUGAAGACGAAAGGGUAAAUCGAAUGCAUGAAGCGAUUAUGUUAUUUGAGUCUUUAUGCAAUUCCCGGUGGUUUGCCAAUACACCAUUUAUUCUUUUUCUUAACAAGGUGGAUCUAUUAAAGGAUAAAGUGAGGCGAUCUCCACUUCGAAAGUAUUUUCCUGACUACGAUGGAAAGAGUAAUGAUGUGGAGGAUGUCCUCCAGUAUUUUGAGAAACUCUUUCUUAGCCUCAAUCACACCAAUAAGCCAAUAUACGUGCAUAGAACAUGUGCAACUGACUCCAAGUCAAUGCAGUUUGUUCUUACAGCAGUUACAGAUAUGUUGAUUAAUCAGAAUUUGAAGAGCAGUGGAAUAUUUUGA
Brettanomyces nanus is the source of this 1377-nucleotide messenger RNA. RefSeq lists its product as uncharacterized. The record is from RefSeq and is a predicted model, not a curated record. Bases 1 to 1377 code for a protein of 458 amino acids. NCBI's taxonomy places the organism in Eukaryota, Fungi, Ascomycota, Pichiomycetes, Pichiales, Pichiaceae. Gene Ontology annotation, biological process: G protein-coupled receptor signaling pathway. The transcript has a single exon. Gene Ontology annotation, cellular component: heterotrimeric G-protein complex. Gene Ontology annotation, molecular function: G-protein beta/gamma-subunit complex binding; G protein-coupled receptor binding; GTPase activity.